Molecule: messenger RNA, 3460 nt
Organism: Salvia hispanica
Lineage: Eukaryota; Viridiplantae; Streptophyta; Magnoliopsida; Lamiales; Lamiaceae
Gene: TRM22
Product: DnaA initiator-associating protein
Source: RefSeq, a predicted model, not a curated record
AAAUGGUAUCCCGUCUUAUCCUCCGAUUCCUCUCUUGUCUUCUCUCUUCUCACUGUCACACACUACUGUGAAUCCAGAGACCAGCCGUUUUCACCAGCACAGCUUUGUCAGCUCCCCAACCAAAAUCCCUCCUCUCAAUUUUCAAUUUUUUUCUAAUUUCCCUGCUGAUUAUGCCUUUUUAUCUGCUCAUCAUUCUUAAUCACGCCAGCAACCCUUCCAUAAACAUACCAUAUUAUAUCUAGUAUGCUUAUGCACGCCCCCUCUGUCCUUCCCUCUUUCUCGCUCUCUGCACAUCUGCUGUCAGUUUCAGACCCCUCUUUCCACAGUUUCUGUUUCUUCAUAUGAAUUUCCUGAGUCCCUCUUCAUCAUGUGAAGAUUUUUUGGCAUUUCUUUCUUUUUUAGUGGGGCUUUUCUUGUCAAAGCAAAGCACCUUAUGCUUUCCACAUGGCGUUGUUGCCACUUCGUUUCGUAUUUACUGACAUUUGGCUAUUUGCCUUAUGCCAUUAUCUUUUGUGAUUUGGUAAAGAUUGAAUUUUUUUGGAAGGAAAUUUGAUUGGGGUUUGUUUUGAGUUCUGUGUAGGGCUUUAUUUCCCCAAUUUCUUGAUUUUUGAUGUUUUUUGGGAGGAAUGAAUGAUACAGCGGCGUGUUUGGCUAUUGUGGAGAAGAAGCCGCAGAGGCCUGGUGGAUGCGUUGGUAUCUUCUUUCAACUUUUUGAUUGGAAUCGUAGAUUCGCUAAAAAGAAGCUUUUUUCCAAGAAAUUAUUGCCACCAGUUCGAUUCAAACAAGCUUCGAAGAAAUUUGGUGGGGAUGAGAAGCAGCCGAAGCUUCGUUUGAUUGCUGAUGAGAACAAUGGGGGAUUCCCAACGGCGAAGAUGUCGAAUGGGGCUGCCAUCGUCGAUAAUGAACAAAACCAUGAAAUGCAUGUUCCUGGACUUGUUGCCAGGCUCAUGGGGUUGGAAUCUAUGCCGGCAUUGCAGAGAGAUAAGUCGAAGACUAAGGCUCCUCCUGCAUCUGGUGUUGUUUCACGAGAAUUGGUCGAUAAAAGGGAAGAUUUGAAAGUGGAGAAAGUUGGGAUUAAGCAUGAAGUAAGGCCUCAGAAACUUCAAAAGACAAGUGUAAGUGAGAGACAACCAAUAGCCAGAUUUGGGGCAGAGAAACUGCCAUUCAAGAAUGUGUUAUCCAAGUCGAAAAAGCAUCAUCCGAAGUUUCCUCCGCAAGUGAAAACUCCCAAAAAUCUUCCAAGGAAAAGGCCAUCUAAACUGAUUGAUGCAGCCACUAGAAUUUUGGAACCUGGUUUGCAGUCAAGUAGAUCUAAAUGUGUUCUCACUUACUCUAAUGCCUCGCGACACACUCCACAGGAUACCGACGUGGAUGGAUCCUUGUCAACCCGUUUGGAAGGUUCUUAUGGUUUUGGAAGUGUAGAUGCAGAGGGGGAAUCAUCUUGCAAAAAUUGUGGCCAUUUGAUGGAUAAUUUGAAUGGUAAAUCUACCAUCACUGAGUUUGCUUCACCCUUCUCGAAUAAUGUAAGAUCUUGUUGUCAAGUAUCUGAACAAAUUAAGCCUGUUAAUGUUGCAUUUUAUCAUCAGUUGGAAGAAGAAUGGCGUGAUGGUUACCCUGUGGCUGCAGCUCCGGUUAUUGGAGAUGUUCAAAGUAAUUGCAAGCUCACAUCGUAUAGGAGUCCUUUCUGUGCCGGGCAUAUUCAACAGCAUUUGGCUGGCCAGCAUUGCAAGGCUCCAAGAGGUGUGCCUUUACCUCUUAGCCCUAACCAGAAGUCAUAUAGGCAAAGUCAGAUGUUACGAGCGAGGGAAACAGUUCCUAUAAGGCCAAAUGUGGUUACGUUGAGGAGUAGCCAGGCAUCAACAACUGUUAUGAAUGGGACAAAGAAUCCUGUUUCAGAAAAUCAAAGCUUAGGCUGUAGUCCCAGGUCUCGGGUGCCUUCCCGGAUUGAGAAUGGCAGAUUUGAAAUGGAGAAGAGAAUCCCCAAUAGGAUGAAUGACUCGGUACCUACUGGGAGAAAGAGGAGGCCAAACAAUCUCUCUCGAGACAGUGAUUAUUCUGGUUGCUCAAGCUAUACACUUAACAAACCGAUUACAAGCUCUCACUUGGUUGAGCAUGAAUGUGGCCAAGUUGGAUUGCUGCAUCGACAAGACAGAAAAUUUACCAGUACUACAGGGAACAACAAUGUGGUUUCCUUCACAUUUAAUUCAUCAGUGAAGCAGAAGGUUGGAAUUCAUGAAGUUGGCGAAGCGCUGGUUAGGAGUGCUGAUGGUAGAGAGAAACCAGAAAUAGGAGAAUGUGUUAGAAAGACGGUGUUUGAGAAAUCCCGGCCUAUAAGCGGAGAUGCACUUGGUGCGCUUCUGGAACAAAAGUUGAAGGAAUUGAAUUGCCAAGGAGAGGAUACGGGAAAUGCACCUAAAAAGACCACUGCUACGAUUCUACAAGAACUUAUAACGGCCUUGACUUCAGAGGUUCCAUUACAGCAGGAUAAUUUACCUGCUAUAUCUGAUAGGAGAAAUGGUUGGAGUGAUCAAAGCCAUUUGUCUAACUCAAGAUCUUCAAAUGUUUCAUCACAUGGCAACACCGUGGAUGUGAACCCAUCGUCUGACCAACCUCUCUACACUGAGUACCUAAGCCCAGAAUCUGUUCUUGAAACUUGCUUUUCUACUGAGAGUUUGCCUUCCAGCAGUGCAGAUGAUGGUCUAGGGUCGCCUAACCCUGAUGCGUUGGACACAGUUGGGAAUUCAAAAAAGAUGGUCGUUGAUAUUUACAACAAUGUUUCUGAUAUCUUAUCUACUUUUGGGUUGAAAGGAAAAGGGGUCGACCAAGUAAGGGAGGUGCUUUUGAAUGCUGAGCUGGUAUUCCAUCGGGCGCUACUUUCAUGUUCAGCAGUAGGAAAAGGCUCCCCGAUCAAGCAUUUGCUCCUCGAUGAACUGGACAUGCUCGCCAGCCUUCUAUGGAUGAACUUCGGUUCCUCCCUCGGGGUCGAGGAUGGCAAGGAGGUGAAUCAACUCAAAACAUUCGUUCUGCAUUCUACCAUCGAGUAUCUGGGCUUAAGAUUUCAAGAAUUUCAAUCCAAGGUGUCGAGGAAGCUGCCUCUUCGCAUGAACAACCGCAUGCUGAUCCUGGAGAUUGUGGAAGUUGUUAGGAGGUGGGAGGAGCUGUCGAGGCUGGGCGUUGAUGAGCUGAUCGAGAGAGAGAUGAGCCGUUCCUUGGAGGAGUGGACGCAGUGCGAGAGUGAGGGUUUUGAGAGCGGCGUUGAGAUCAGCAGACAUUUGGUGCAGAUUUUAGUAGAUGAAAUUGUGAUGGAUCUUUGCAAAUGGUAGAAAGUAGAUGAAAUUAUGUUGUGCAAUUGUGAAGGACUCCAACAGUUAAACCUAACUUAACCAUUGUACAAACAAACUGAUGUGCCUUAAUUUUACAUUGUUGAAUGUAUGUUUUGACACAUCAUUCAUCCUUCAAA